Molecule: messenger RNA, 1602 nt
Organism: Cordyceps fumosorosea ARSEF 2679
Lineage: Eukaryota; Fungi; Ascomycota; Sordariomycetes; Hypocreales; Cordycipitaceae
Product: Major facilitator superfamily transporter
Exons: 1
Coding region: 1-1602 (533 amino acids)
Biological process (GO): transmembrane transport
Molecular function (GO): transmembrane transporter activity
Source: RefSeq, a predicted model, not a curated record
AUGUCUCCUACCCCAGACAACAACUGUCAGAACGACAAUGCCAAUGGCGGCAGGCCAUCAUCUCCAGAAUUAACAGAGACGACGCCUCUUCUCGCCGCUGCUGCCAGCCGAAGCCAUGACGUUCCUAGCUCAGAUCCCAGUUCAGAUCCCAACGCCACCACAUCGGCUCAUCCUCAUCCUCAUCCUCAUCCUCAUCCUCAUCUCGAAGAUGGCGCCGUCUCUUCCCGGCCGCCGCCGCCGCUCACCACCUCGGAAGCCAUCCGGACGCUUCCCAAGCUGCAGAUCCUCCUCCUCUGCUUCGCCCGCACCAUGGAGCCCGUUGCUUUCUUCGCCAUCUUCCCCUUCGUCGCCCAGAUGGUCCAGCGCAACGGCCGCCUGGCCGACGCCGACGUCGGUUUCUACAGCGGCCUCAUCGAGUCACUCUUCUCCGUCGUCCAGAUCUUUGUCCUCAUCGUCUGGGGCCGCGUCGCCGACUCGGUCGGCCGCAAGCCCGUCAUGAUCAUCACCCUGACGGGCAUGAUGGCGUCGACCAUGGCGUACACUAUGGCCACGACGAUCCCGCAGAUGAUUCUGUUCCGUUGUCUGGCAGGCGUCUUCUCCGGGUCGAGACUGGUGAUGCGGACGAUGCUGUUCGAGCACUGCACACCCGAGAACGAGGCCAUCGCGUACAGCUGGUUCGGGUUCGCGAAUAACAUCGGUACCACACUCGGCCCGCUCAUCGGCGGCGUGUUUGCCGAUCCGGUCGCACAGUAUCCGAAAAUCUUCAAGGGCGUCGCCUUCUUUGAAAGGUUUCCCUACGCCCUCGUCGGCCUGGUCCUGACAGCGAUCGGCAUCGUUGGCAUCCUCGUCAGCGCUUUCUUCCUGGAGGAGACUCUCAAACCGACCGAUGAAUCCGUCGCUUCUUCUAAUGGAAGCAAGCCCGCUGCCCCCCAAGCUAUGUCUAUGCGAGAGCUUCUCACAGCCCCCAAGGUCGCCAUCACCAUCUGGGUCUACACGCACUUUAUGCUCCUUGCAUUCGCAGUCUCGGCCCUCACACCAGUUUUUCUAUUUACCCCCGUUGCCAUUGGAGGCACUGGCUUCUCUUCGUCACAAAUCUCCAUCUACAUGGCGGUCCAAGGGGCAAGUCAGGCCGUCUGGCUCAUUUUUGCGUUCCCGUUACUGCAGCGUCGCUUUGGCACCAGGAGCCUACUAAAGCUGUGCGCGACGGCCUACCAGUCCUUCUUCUGCGGCAUCGUGCUCCUCAGUGUAUUCCUCCGCUGCGGCGCCCAGUCUGCCAUGGCCUGGGCGUGGGUUAUCGGAGGUCUUCUCGCCGUCAUCGGACCCGGCGUGUCCAUGGGCUUCACCAGCGCGCAGCUGGCUAUCAACGAUGCGUCACCCAGUCGCCAGGUCAUGGCCACCAUGAACGGCCUCUCCAUGACGAGCGCUAGUAUCGCCAGAUCGUUUGUACCAGCCGUUUCGACGGUCAUCUUUGCCGUGGGAGUCAGGGGCCAGAUCUUAUGGGGCUAUCUUGCGUGGGCUAUUCUCGUUCCCCUGGCGAUUGCCCUGAGGAUAUUCGUCGAUUACAUCCCUGGCAGCAGGAGAAUAUCUCACGAUAAUAAAUGA